AUGCAACAAACCUCCUUUUAUGAAUUGCCAUUUAACAACUAUCAUGCGCAACCGAUGAAUUCUGGUGAACAUGGACAAGUUCAAUAUGUUGAUAACAUGAAUAUGUUUCCAGAUUCAUUACCAAUAUAUCAGAUACCAUUUCAACAACCAUCAUCUUAUGCGACAGCUAUUCAAUCAUCACCAUAUUCACUACCUAUACAACAGCAGCCCCUAUCUGUAAACGGCAAUCAAAAUUUAUCAACAAAAAAUCCAACAGAUCCGGGAACACCCCCUUUCGAAAAAAAUAAAUGGCCGCGUAAAUCAGUUUCGCUUGUUUGUCCACGAUGUGGUGCCAUAGUAGAAACACGUGUGGAACUAGAAAUUACAAUUAUUACUUUUAUUGGGUUUGCGAUCUUAUGUUGUUUCACCUGUGUUUUGGGCUGGCUAGCACUUUGCUUACCAGCAUGUAAAAAAGUAACUCAUUAUUGCCCUUAUUGUAACAGUAUGUUAGGUGUACGACCUGAAUUACGAUAA
This is a messenger RNA of Rotaria sp. Silwood2, 513 nucleotides long. Lineage: Eukaryota; Metazoa; Rotifera; Eurotatoria; Philodinida; Philodinidae. The record is from the annotation of a GenBank genome assembly.